UAUGGCUAGUGGGCACUCUGUUCCACAUCUGGACGGUCCACUAUGGAACGUAAGUGGAAUGACGGUAACAAGAUCGGAUGGAAGCCUUUACGCGAGCCCCAACAUGACGGAUGACCAAAGUACGGACACCGCAGACCCUGGGGUGGAACCCGGGAUGCGCAGCGAGGAGGAGCGUUUUCGAACUUUCCAAAACUGGCCAAGCAAUGCACCGGUAACCCCAGCUGACCUGGCAAGAGCCGGCUUUUACUUUCUUGAUGUCGGGGACCAGGUGCAAUGUUUCUGUUGUGAGGGAAUACUGAGAUACUGGGUUCACGGAGACAGUGCGUUAGAAGAACAUAAGAGGCACUUUCCGGCUUGUGAUUUCGUGCUGGGCAGAAAUGUUGGCAAUAUACGGCGAUAUCCCGUACCGGGGUCCCCUGACGACGUGGAUGGACAACUCCUGAGUCAACUUCAGAGGAUGACGGUAGAUGAUCAAGGAGUUGGUGGACAGGCAGUUUACCCGGAGAUGGAGUCGGAGGAUACUCGACUGACCACGUAUCAUAACUGGCCCACGGGAGCGUCUGUCCAACCUGAUGCUCUUGCCAGGGCAGGUUUUUUCUAUACCGGCCAUGGUGACAAUGUCAAGUGCUUCUUUUGUGAUGGGGGCCUCAGAAACUGGGAGCCUGGAGAUGACCCUUGGCAAGAGCACGCCAAAUGGUUUCCACGGUGUGAGUUUCUGGUUCAAACAAGAGGGCGUGAGUAUGUCAGUAACAUCCAGGAGUCCUAUUUCAACAUGGGUGAAACAGUGGGUGGUUCCCAGCUUCCUACUAGCAGGGACAUAACCCCUGGGAGCGAUGUGCUGGGGGGUCAGGGGUCGUCCCCGGUGGUGCAGACGGUGUUGGGGAUGGGCUUCCCGGCGGCGCUGGUGGAGAGCCUGGUGCAGACGCGCUUCCUGCUGACCGGACGCCACUACACGUCCGUGUCCGACCUGGUCGCCGACAUCCUGCAGGCCGAGGAAGAAGACCGGCUGCGGGGCGAGCAGACCACAGAGCCGGUGGAGAGACAGGGCAACAGUGGCGGUGGGAGGAGAGCGCAGGUCACAGCCAGGGACAAAGCUCUAGGAGACCUGAGUGCGGAGGAGCAGCUGCGUCAGCUUCAGGAGGAGCGCACCUGCAAGGUGUGUAUGGACAAGACGGUGUCCAUCGUGUUCAUCCCGUGCGGUCACCUGGUGGUCUGCACCGACUGUGCGGCCAGCCUGAGACACUGCCCCAUCUGCAGAGCGGUCAUCCGCGGCAGCGUGCGAGCCUUCAUGUCAUGAGUGAUCAGAGAAGAGAGAAACAACCCACACACACACCAACACCUCUCUCUCUCUCUCUCUCUCUCUCUCUCACGCACAUACAUGUUGCA
Sardina pilchardus (European sardine) is the source of this 1386-nucleotide messenger RNA. It is a transcript of the gene birc7, whose product is annotated as baculoviral IAP repeat containing 7. Gene Ontology annotation, molecular function: cysteine-type endopeptidase inhibitor activity involved in apoptotic process; ubiquitin protein ligase activity. The record is from RefSeq and is a predicted model, not a curated record. Bases 2 to 1297 code for a protein of 431 amino acids. Gene Ontology annotation, biological process: positive regulation of protein ubiquitination; regulation of cell cycle; negative regulation of apoptotic process. Gene Ontology annotation, cellular component: nucleus; cytoplasm. Lineage: Eukaryota; Metazoa; Chordata; Actinopteri; Clupeiformes; Clupeidae. The transcript is spliced from 7 exons.